This is a messenger RNA of Bradysia coprophila, 1129 nucleotides long. RefSeq lists its product as uncharacterized. NCBI's taxonomy places the organism in Eukaryota, Metazoa, Arthropoda, Insecta, Diptera, Sciaridae. The record is from RefSeq and is a predicted model, not a curated record.
UAAGAAAAAUUCAUUUCAUUUUCGACUUUUCCGGUUCGUUUUCAUUUUUUUUACAAAUUUUAAUUCAAAUUUAAGUUAGAAUUCACAAAAUGAGUGAAAAGAAGGGCAAACGCAGCUCGUCGAAGGACAAGCGACAAAAGAAAUCUAGAAGAAUGGUUGGAGGGUUCACUGUAACAGAUUACAAUAGCGAUGAUGAUAAGAGUUUCCCACUGGCACCAACGUCAUUAAAGAAAAAAACAAAAAAAAGUAAAAGUAAAGGAGGAGGAAGAUCAGUGCCCUUGCCAGGAGAAGGACCGUCAUCUUCGAGUUCGUCUAUGCUGAGUGGACCAUCUGUGGCACCAACGUCAUCUGUUCUUCCACCAGCACGAAUCAAAGUGGAGCCAAGAUCACCACAAGGAGGGCCUUCAUCUCGUUUCCCGUUACCAUAUACCGGCAAAGGCAGUAAAAGUAAAGGAUCGACGUCAUCAUCUGCUCUUCCAUCAACAAAACGAAUCAAAGUGGAGCCAAGAUCACCACAACCUGGGCCUUCAUCUAUGUUCCCUUUACGCAUCAAAGAGGAGCCAAGAUCACCACAAGCUGGGUCUCCAUUUUCAUCAGGGCAACGAAUCAAAGUCGAACGAAGAUCACCGCAAGCAGAAUCAUCUAUGUCAGGGCUGGCAUAUUCCGUUCCUUCUGCAGCCGCAGAAAAAGUAGGCAGAAAAAGAAAAUCAGCAACCGUACUGCCACCUAGAGCGCGUCUACGAGAGCGGCUAAAGACUUACCCCCACUUCACUAUAGCGAAACGCGUAGACGUGCAGCAGCUAGACCUAGGCCGACGACUACUGCUCAAGCUGUUCGACAACUCAAAGAAGAGUUAUUAACGGAUGCCUUUAGAGAAGCUACACAAUCUGUAGCAGCAAGUCGGGCCGGACCAUCUUCAUUAAGAACGACGGUCACAGUAGAGCCACCAUCUUCUUCUGAGUCUUCUGACUGCGUUUAGUAUCAUGGGAUUCACCACCUAAAAAAGGACCAGUGCGGCGACGAUGAAUUUCACUCAGAAAAUUCGAAUUUUCAGGCAAAAAUUGCAGUAGAUCCAAAGUGUUUUUUGCAGCAGAUUGACAAUAAAUUUUAGUCCAUCGCUUAUAACUUC